Calypte anna (Anna's hummingbird) is the source of this 522-nucleotide messenger RNA. RefSeq names its product transmembrane protein 240 (gene TMEM240). The record is from RefSeq and is a predicted model, not a curated record. NCBI's taxonomy places the organism in Eukaryota, Metazoa, Chordata, Aves, Apodiformes, Trochilidae. The transcript has 4 exons. The coding region runs from base 1 to 522 and encodes 173 amino acids.
AUGUCCAUGAAUGCAAACACCAUGAUUUUCAUGAUCCUGGGCGCCUCUAUCGUUAUGGCAAUAGCUUGCUUGAUGGACAUGAAUGCGUUGCUGGACAGGUUUCACAAUUACAUCUUACCGCAUCUGCGAGGGGAGGACCGGGUCUGUCACUGCAACUGUGGGAGGCAUCAUGUCCAUUAUGUCAUUCCCUACGAUGGGGAUCAGUCGGUGGUGGACUCCUCAGAGAAUUACUUUGUGACUGACAAUGUAACCAAGCAAGAGAUUGAUCUGAUGCUGGGACUUUUGCUGGGCUUUUGUAUAAGCUGGUUCCUGGUCUGGAUGGAUGGGGUCCUGCACUACGCCGUGCGAGCCUGGAGAACCAGCCGACGGUAUGACAAUUCCUGGUCUUGGAUUCCAAAAUUUUGUAACCUAAAGGAGUUCAGAAAACGUCACCACAGGCAGUAUGAGGAGGCAACUGGGAACAUGGUGCACAUCAAACAGAAGCUGUACCAUAACGGGCACCCCAGCCCACGGCACCUCUGA